Molecule: messenger RNA, 2066 nt
Organism: Desarmillaria tabescens
Lineage: Eukaryota; Fungi; Basidiomycota; Agaricomycetes; Agaricales; Physalacriaceae
Product: IgA peptidase M64-domain-containing protein
Exons: 10
Coding region: 336-1943 (535 amino acids)
Molecular function (GO): metallopeptidase activity
Source: RefSeq, a predicted model, not a curated record
GCGCUUGCCGUAGAUGAUCGUGGCUGUGUUGGAAUCAUCGGCCCGGCCGCCCCGCACGUCCAUUUUCUCACGAAGUCGAGAAGUUAAUCUCAACAGGAACUUCGACCAACCUCCGACACUUCAAGCUUCAACCUCACUCAGGUGAAGUCGCUUCAUUCGCUUGUAUUUUUGGAUUCGAAUUAUUAGGAUCCAAAAAGUCCUUGGGCCUGUUAGGUAUUCUUACAAUCGUCAUUCGUCUCCAAAUCUAUCGUUUUCAUUGUGUCCUAUUGCUAGAGACAGUUUUAUAUCUCUCAAAUCUAAUCAUUCAAUAUAACUCAAGCAUCUCCAGGGCGACAAUGUUGUUUACCUUCCUGGCUCUGGCUCUAAUCUGCGGCGCCAAGGCACAUCACCAUUCUGAGUCUCUCAAUGACCACCUAUCUGUCCCUAGCCACUCGGGUAAAUGUGUUCGCCAAUUCAAUGAAGAAUACGACAUCCCGUACUGGUACCCAGAUCAAGAAACACUCGAAUACAGUGGUGUCGAACCCCCUCCACUUGAAAUCGAGCCGCUUAUCGUCUCAGGGCCCAGCAAUAAUCGAGUCGACUUGGUUUUCUUCUCCGAUGGCUACAUUCUCGAGGAGCGCGAAAAAUUCAUCGUGGACGCUAUGCGACUAGCGGAGGACGUCUCCAAAAACCAAACAUUCAAUACAGUCCAGCCAAUACUCAAUUUCUGGGCCGCAUUCACACCCAGUCAAGAAAGCGGUGUUGGUGUAGGUGGAAAGCCCAAGAAUACCACGUACGGCCUCUAUCGCCCCGGAACAGAACUUCGCGGGGUCUAUUAUGCAAAGCCAGAAGUGGCGGGAGCUGCGUGCUCCUCCAUGGGAGAUCAAUGUGAUUUUCCCAUUUUGCUAGGCAAUGAUCCAUUGUACGGGGGUCUUGGUGGCAGAUACACUGUAAUCACAUCAUCAAUAGUCAACGGACCCUCGAUCCUACGCCACGAACUUGGGCACUCCAUCAUCCUCGUUGGGGAGGAGUAUGAUGGAGGCGAGGUCUACCGCGGCGUCGAUGCAUAUCACGACUUGAGCGAACCCGUUCCAUGGGCUCAUUGGCUUACGAACCCUCCAGAGGACGACCAACCUUCUCGCGUCGAACGAUCCGUCAUGCCGCUUCAAGACUACGCCUGGUCUAUGCUCAACACAUCAAAGCCCUGGACAACCGAGUUCGUUUCAUCCGGAACGUUUUCGCGCCACCUCGUCCGAUUUUCGCUCUCGGGCCUUUUGGAGAGCUCCGACCUCACGGUGAAAUUGGAUGGUAUUGACCUAGGUUGGGUUCCCAAAGAAGGACUGGGCGUAGAUCGAUGGCAUUAUGACGUCUAUCGAGACAAUGCUUUGGCCGGUGGUACGCAUGAGGUCAAGUUCACGCUCCUCAACGCGGACAGAGAAGGUAUAGCUCAGUUGUGCAACGUGGAAAUCUUGGAAUUCGGUGAUGAGAAUGAGUUCAUCGCGGCACCGAAUUACUAUGGUGUUUUCCCCACUUACUCCGCCACGAACAAGACGUCCUAUCGCCCAACAAACGAGGACUGUCUCAUGCGACUCGUCACGACUUCUAACUUCUGCAAGGUCUGCCUAGAAGGUCUCUGGCACGCCCUGCUGUCAAAGGUCAAUCUGAUCGAUAGUUUGACCGAGGGCUGUUCUGGGAAGUCCAAGACACUCACUGUCAAGUUGAUCCCGUUGGCCCAGUUCAGACAAGUGCCAAUUGAGCCGACCGAAAGUUAUACGAUUACUUGGUCUAGGAAUGGAGAGGUCAUUGAAGCGUUUACCAAUAAAACAACUCUUAUCGUGGACGAGAACGCCGGCGCAACUUAUACGGUAACCGCGAAAUACGUCACCACGGAAGUGAGAGUGGAUAAGGAAGGCCAUCUGGUUGACAGUAUGGAUUACAUGGUUACAGAUGUUUGUGAACAGUGAUGUCCAUUGCUUGCGACUCUGUGUUCGGUGUGCAGAGAGGAGAAUAUUUGACUUCCAAAUGAAUUGCAUGAUGGGGUAAAUACUGUGCUGUAGGGUAUUCCAAUAAAACCAGGUUGAAAGAGA